Molecule: messenger RNA, 12989 nt
Organism: Diachasmimorpha longicaudata
Lineage: Eukaryota; Metazoa; Arthropoda; Insecta; Hymenoptera; Braconidae
Gene: Ecr
Product: ecdysone receptor
Exons: 7
Coding region: 1377-3314 (645 amino acids)
Biological process (GO): ecdysone receptor signaling pathway; positive regulation of transcription by RNA polymerase II; cell differentiation
Cellular component (GO): nucleus
Molecular function (GO): ecdysone binding; RNA polymerase II cis-regulatory region sequence-specific DNA binding; zinc ion binding
Source: RefSeq, a predicted model, not a curated record
UUAUGUGCUGAGGACUUAAUUUUUUUUUCUCUCUCAGAUUUGUUUUUGUUUUUGUUAUUGGAUUUUUCGUCGCAGCCAUUGCCGAGUGACGUGCACGUGUAGUAUAGUGUAUCAGUGUUGGAUUUGCUGGAUUUCUCGGUUUUUCUCUUGUUUAUGAUUGCCAGGAAGUGGGUGAGCUCAGGGGGGAGGAGAGCCGAGGAAUGGUUUUUUUAUGGUGUUAAAUCAUCUACCACUAAAUCCAUAAUCGGCCACACAGACUGAAGGCAAUGUGGCUCAGUGGGGAAACUCGAGGAGGUGAUAAAGACUUCUGACCUUGCAUAGACUGGAUCCCAAAGCAGGAUCCCCCAAAUACAUCUCCAAUAACUCCCAAACAACAAAAGAUAAACGAUUUUCUCAUUUACAUUCAUUAAAAUCGUGAGAAGCAAAAAAAAAUAUAGUAACGCUAGAUAACAAUAACCACAAUAACGUUGGAAAAUAACGUACAUUACCUUCUACCUUGAAUCAAUAUACCUCGUACCUACAAGUACCUUCAAACAGCUACCUUUGACAGCGCAGUAGUGCCUGGGUCACCGAUUAUAUUAUAGAAAUCGUAAAAAGUACAUAAACAUAGAAAUUAUUUGUUACAAAGGAAAAUGGAGUGUUUCAACGCCUAUGGUUGCAUCCUUAAUAAUUAAAUAGCAUUCAUUAAAAUUAUAAAUCUCAUAAGUCCACGCACACAUAUAUUCUAUGCAAUAAUAUUAAUUACUCAACACUUAAUCGAAACCAGGACAGACGAGUACCUGCAGACAGAUAUAUUUAUCGAUUUUAUGAUAAUCCAUUUGUGACCAGUUGGUGAUUAAAUUUUUGUUAAUAUAAAGGAUAUAUUGUGUAACUUUGAGUGGAUAGUUUUGUGAGUGAAAAAAGUGAACUGUUGGAAGUGUCUUUGAGCUUUGGAAGUCUAUGAGCUGGCUUCAAAUGUAUUCAACGACUUUUUGAGCUGACAUUUUAAGGACGUGAACAAAGCCAUAACGAAGGACCCCGUGACCUCCAACGUACAAAUAUUUCACCUAAUACCAUUAAAUUUUCUAAAAUCACUUAAACCGAAGUGAUAACUAGGGAUAAAAUAAUAAUUCUGAAUCCCUAAGUGACGUGUAAAGACCAAGAAAAAUCCUGCAAUUACCUCUUGAUACCAGUGAACUCCCCGAACCGGUGCCAUAUUGAAUAUAAGUGACAUGAUGAAUUGUAAUUAUCCUGGGAUCCCAUGUAGAUCAGUUCUGACUUAUGUUUGAAUUCGAUAACUCAUCAAGAAAAUGGUUAAAAUUGACAGUACGUAAUGAUAUAUGAAUAGAUAAUCCCAGGGUACCCAGUACCAUCAGAUCAUCUCUUUCAAUGUCAAUAUGCGAGGGGCUGCCAGUGGUUCAGUGGCAUCAGUAACCCUAAAAGUUGGUGAUACAACAGUUCAAAAUAAUCUAAGAAUAUCGAACAAUAUAGCAUCAGCCGCUGUGCGGUACAAUGAUCCUACGGUUGGCAACAAUACAAAUAACAAUACAAACAGUCGUAUCAACACCAUUAGAAUGGGUACUGGUGAUGUGGCACUGGCACCAACAUCCAGGAUGAGUCCACCAACAAGUAUGGAUACAUCAGAGAGUCCUCGAACAAUGGUGAGUGGUUCAACAGUUGCACUUGUUAAAGCUGAAACACCAGAGCCGAUGACUGGUACAUCAAUAGGUCCAACAUCAGCAUUAACACUUAGUGGUUCAGUUGGCUCUGGUAAUUCACUGUUUGCGGGUAUUGCUAGCAGUAAUAAACGGCCAAGACCAGAUGAUUGGUUAACACCAAACAGUCCAAAUUCACCUCAAACAUUGGCAAAUCAACAGUUGAUUUAUACAACACCGCAGCAACAACUUGAUAGAACACCACCACCGGUAACAACUACCCAAACACCACCGCUCAAGCAACAAGCCAUGCAGCAACCUAUUACGUUAUCGGCGGGCGUUGGCCAAGGACAGCAGACCAGUAAUAAUGGUUAUGUCAGUCCCAUGAGCUCGGGGAGUUAUGAUCCUUACAGUCCAAAUGGAAAAAUUGGAAGGGACGAUCUAUCCCCACCAAGUUCUUUGAACGGCUAUAGUGCAGACAGUUGUGAUGCGAAAAAGAAAAAAGGACCAACACCCCGACAACAGGAGGAGUUGUGUCUAGUGUGCGGUGAUCGGGCAUCUGGUUAUCAUUAUAAUGCACUAACGUGCGAGGGCUGCAAAGGUUUUUUCAGGCGGAGUAUAACGAAAAAUGCAGUUUACCAGUGUAAAUAUGGAAAUAAUUGUGAGAUUGACAUGUACAUGAGGCGAAAGUGUCAAGAAUGCAGACUAAAGAAGUGUUUGUCGGUGGGAAUGAGGCCUGAGUGCGUCGUACCAGAGUACCAAUGUGCUGUCAAACGUAAGGAAAAGAAGGCCCAGAAGGUAGGGGAAAAAGACAAACCCAACAGUACAACGAUGAACGGCUCACCUGGAAGUAUUAGUGGAAUGGGCGUUGAUCAGAUUAAAAUUGAACCCUCAGAAGCAGAUUGUCUGCCAAUGAAUUCCGGCAGCACUGACUCGUUAAUAGAACUUAAGAAUGGACUUUCAAUCGUGAGUCCCGAGCAGGCUGAGCUCAUUCAGAGACUUGUUUAUUUCCAGGGACUCUAUGAGAAUCCCAGUCCUGAGGAUCUUGAAAGAAUUACGCAUCGACCAACGGAAGGUGAAGAUCCUGGUGAUGUGAGAUUCAGGCAUAUGGCGGAAAUAACGAUACUAACUGUACAGCUUAUUGUUGAAUUUGCCAAAAAUUUAUCGGGUUUCGAUAAAUUGUUGAGGGAGGAUCAAAUAGCCUUGCUCAAGGCAUGCUCCAGUGAAGUAAUGAUGCUGAGAAUGGCAAGAAAGUAUGACGCUACGACAGACAGUAUCCUAUUUGCUGAUAAUCAGCCAUACACGAGAGACAGCUACAGUUUGGCUGGAAUGGGUGAUACUAUCGAGGAUUUGCUGCGUUUUUGCAGGCAUAUGUACAAUAUGAAAGUCAACAAUGCUGAGUAUGCAUUAUUAACAGCUAUCGUAAUUUUCUCAGAACGACCGAUGCUCUUGGAGGGUUGGAAGGUGGAGAAAAUUCAAGAGAUAUACCUGGAGGCACUCAAAGCAUACGUGGACAGUCGUCGUAAACAUAAAUCAGGAACAAUAUUCGCGAAAUUACUCUCCGUGUUAACGGAAUUACGAACACUCGGCAAUCAAAACAGCGAAAUGUGCUUCAGUUUGAAGCUCAAAAACAAGAAACUACCUCCAUUUCUUGCCGAGAUUUGGGAUGUCAUGCCCUAGUUUAUUUUCGCCCAUAACAACCACGCUAAUUACAGUGUAACUGCCCUACUGGCAUUAUAUUAUUUCAAUAACGACGCUCACUGCACAUUCGUUAUUGUCGAAAUGAAAAAAAUACCACUCAUUCAGGGGUGAAAUAAUGAGAGAUAAAAAUUUAAUGAAAACGGUGUGCAUCAAUUUUUUUUACUAGUGCACCAUUGUGCCACUGCCUCAUUGUCGUGAUAAAAUCUAUAUCUCCAAUCUCUUUUACUAUUAUGUUUGUUCUUAAAUUAUUAUUUUAACAUUGCGUGGUACUCUACGAUGUUUUUCCAAAAAAAGGUAGUUUAUUUUACAAUUGAAAUAUGCGACGAACGCGUGAAAUGAACGAUCAAAUAUAUAAUUUAAUUUUUUUAUUACCUAAAAUUCCCGCAUUUUAAUUCGUCGGAAAAUUAUCAUCAAACAAUUAAAUAUCCCGGCUAUAUUUAUCGAGCAUGAGUUCAUUUUAAAUCACAAACAUCAUGAUCUUCUCAAGAACAAAUAAUAAUAAAAAGACAAAGAAAAAAAGGCAGUGGUGAAGGCACCCAGGCUGUGAUACGUAGAGACAGUUACAGAGACUAUAUAAGAAACUAUUCUACACGUAUAUAUUACUAAAAAAAAUUGAGAAAAAAUGAUAAACAUAAUAAUCACUUACCCGGACCCCUCUAAACUAAAAAUAAAUCUUAAAAUUGAGCAAAAUACUAGAUAAGACGUAAUCGUUAAUGUACAGAGAACGUUUGAAGAUCAGUGUAAGACUGAGGGAAAGAAAAACAUCUUAAUUGCUGGAAAAUUAAAGGGGGGAAAAAAAUCUACAACUGAACGAAAUAAAAGCAAAAUGAUUGAGUAAACGAGAAAAAUAAAUCCAACAAUAAGCAAAAUAAAGAAUAAUGCGCAGAGUGAAGGGAAAAAAUGAUUGAAGAGAAUGAGAACACGAAUACGGAGUAUUAAACGAUAAAAAAAUUAAUAAUUUAAGGUUUAAGAUGAUUAAAUAAUACAAAUUUGUGUGCUUUGUAUUGGGCACUGUUGAGCAGUGCCUCUGGCACGUACUUUGAAAUAAAACUGCGAAUUACGAUACAAUAGAGUCUAUAUCACGAUACAUAGCAUAAUAUAUUGCCAGCAUAUAGGUUUGUUUGUACGAAGUAAUAAAGCUGAUGAGAAUAUAGGGAAUAAUAAGAGUUUUGAAGAAUCAUUCAUCAUUUGGUGAUGGAGAUCAAGUAUUUGGCGGUGGUGAAACGUGUGAAGAUAGAUCGACGAUUUGUAGAUUUUUAAGGGGAAUAAGCGAGGCUAGAGAUGUAGAUGAAAAUAAUAAAAAACUGGUCUUUUAGUCAGUCAGCUAGGCUUUAGGUGACCGAGUCAAGUGCAAAGCCCUGUGCCUUCAGCAGCGGACAUCGGCUCACCAAAGAAAAAAAAAUAAUAAAUGAGAACAUUUUUCAAAGAAAGAAUAACGAAAUCCAUGGAAUUUAACCGUCCGUUUUAAUUUUUUAAUAAAUAAGGAAAAAAGUGAAAUGGAAAAAAAAUGAAAAAUAAUGUAAAAUGUCAUGCAAAAAUAUGAGUAACGUAUGGAUUAAAUUUAAAGAUUUAAAUUUAAACUGCAGGCAAUUACAGUUGUAAAUUGCAAGAGGUUCGUUAUGAUAAUAAAAUGACAAAAUAAUUGUUAGAAGAGUGGCUGAGCAAUUUGACAUAUUUUGAAGAUUUUAAAUGUAUUUUUUGGGGGUUUGGGGGUGGGGGAGGAUCUGAUGCGCCGAUUACGAAGUUUUGGGAAUGUUGAAAUAUGAUGCGAGACGAAUUCAUCGAUAAUUGAGUGGUGGAAUUGUGAGAGAGGACAGACAGUCGUGGAUCGAUCUCUUAAACUAUUGAAUAUAUCGAGAAAAAUUCGAAGCCCUUUUUUCGUGGGGAGUUUAAUUGUGAGAAAGGUUCCUCAUAUGUUAAUUUUUUCCCUUAAAUCAAUAGUACACGAGAUAUCUGCGAAAAAACUGUUGACAAAUGUCGUUUUUUUACUCUUCUCAACAUUUCACCACUUAAUUAUUGACGAAGAAAAAUUUUUUUCAAUAUCAAGAAGAAUUGAGAGAAGACUCAGAGACUUCUUCCGAGUGAGAAUAUUAUAGACGAAAUCAUAAAAAUUAUCAAACGCGAUCCAGUAAGACAGAAAACAAAUUAACCAUGAAGUUCUUGAUGUUGUAACACUGUUAUUCUAUUGCUACUGAUUCAUUGUACGCAGUUAUAUUCUGUAGCCAACUACCAUGCAAGUGCUAACGUCAUUAUUGGUGUAACGUAUUAAGAUCAUAAAAUUUCUAAAAAACAAAAAAAAAUAUAAUGAAAAGCAAAAAUUAAGAAUGACGAAGGAUGCACAUAUUUUGGCGUACGGCAGUGAUGUAAGAGUGUAAUUAUCAAACAGAAAAAAAAAUUGACAAAUUUUUCAAUUACACGGGAAAAUGACGAAGGGUUAGCAACAAUUUAUCCAGUCGAUAGUAAUUGUGAAUAUUGAGAAUAUACGUGUCAUGUUGAAGACUCCAUCAUGUUAAGAAUUAUUGGAAUACGGUUAUACAUUUUCAUUAAAUGAUAAAUGGAAAUGUAAAAUCAAAAAUGUAAUCCUUCUGCUGAUUCAGGGAUUUAUCAAUUUUUUAUUAUUAUUAAGAAAUUGUUAAAUUUGUAUAUUUAUUAAUUGGUAAAAUGUAAUUAUGUUUAUAAGAUGUCGAAUCUUUCUUUUUAUGAUAUUGUAGGAAUUUUCGGAAAGUGAUUUGGGGUAGUUCAAUUACCGGCAAUGUUUUAAAAAUUGCUUUUCAUUUGGCUCUAGUGGGCUAUCAAUUUGUAUAAAAUUAUCUGGGUGUUUAGAAUAAUCUCUAUGCUCUGGCGAAGUUGAGAAAAAUGAUAAAUCUUGUGAAUCGGCAUCGGGAGAUUGAUAAUCUCAAUAACUAUAGCAUUUAACAAUUCUGUGGGGAGGUAGAGCACUUAGUAUUUGGAAUUUAGGAGAAAAAUUUCGAAUUUUACGCUAAAUUCACUAGUGUUUCAGAUAAUUCAGAUAAUUUAGGGAAAUGUCUUCAGAAAAUCCCGAACCCAAAAUCGUUAUCAUCACUAUUUAUUAAUGAUUUCGAGGAAAAUGUCAUAUCCGCAAUUUUCCGCAGUUUAUUUAAUAACUGCGACCGUAAAAAGUUCUAUGACACUUUCCUCUAAAUCUACCGUUUGCACACAUAUUUCUAAAAUACAUUACUAACUACAUUUUAUGAGAUUUGAAGACUCAACAAAUUUCGCCUUCAUUAUUUCACAAAUAAAUUUAGAAUAACAUUACGUAAUAUAGAUUAUGAAAUUCUAAACAAAAAUAAUUUUGAAAUUUUUCUCCAAAUUCAAUAAUUCCAGAGAUCAUUAAAUAUUCUGGAAUGGAAAAAUGAGGAAAUUAAAAGACUCCACAAUUUGUGCUGAAUUUUUAGAAGAGUUUAAAAAUUAUUGGAUAUCUAGCGGAAAAUAGUGGUAAAGCGAGAUGAGUCACUUUUGAUUAUUAAUAAUUUUUUGAUGAAUAUCUCAGAAUCUAGGGCACCUAAAAAAAUUUCCAAUACAACAUUUUUUGUGAAGCGCAUUGACAUCCAUUUAGAUUCACGGACUUGCUCAAAAGAUCGAGUCAGAGAUAAGUCAACUUAUCUCGAUUUACCACUUGGUUAUUCAAUCGACGUCUUGACAGAAAUGAACUCUGUGAACUAUCUACCACUCCUCGGCAUUGAAAACUAAGAAUCUCGAAGAAAAUUGAACUAACUACGUAACGCCGCAAGGCAGACACUGCCACACUAUGAGUGAACGUGAGAACACCACGAUUAAUAAAUGUCAUCAUUAGCCCAGCACCAAAACGAACACAAAAUGCAAACGAAUAACUCACUAAACCCAGUAAAAACUAUCAAAAGGCAAAAAUAAAAAUGGAACAUAAAUGAUCACAAUUAAAACAGUAAAAUCUUCUCGUUGCAUAUACACUGACAUAAAUUGAAUCUACCAAUACAACUCUUUUACCACUAUUGUCGUACCUCAUUAACUCGUAGGGAACCUAGUUCUAUUAUUGUACAACUGUAUAUGACGAUGAAAAUGAUGAAAAAAGCACCGCCAGUGUAUACCACCGCACAUUUAUAUUUCAAAGCGAAAAAUAAUUAUUAAAAUAACUAAUAAAGACAAUUAAUCAAUUCAAAUUCAAGGGAUGUGGCAUCAAGUUAUCGGGAGUUCGGAGAAAUCAAUAAAAAAAUAAUUCAACUGAAAUUAAUUGAACAAUCAGUGGAGUGAUUAAUUGAUCAAUCGACUCGCGAUUUCAUCAAAUAUUUAAUGGGGCUCUCGCUACACUGCAUAGGGCGCAUUAAUAUUUCUCUCAUUACUGCUGUAUAAGAAAUCGUUAUAGGACGUGAAAAAUGAGUCGUUAAUAAAAACAUUGAUUAAUCAUAGAUUUCGAGGAGAAUCUUGGAACGUUGACGGCGGGUCGAACAUGCGUCGAAUGAACAUUCGAUAAUAUUAAUCGAUUUUCAAGUUAAUUAGCAGAAUUAUGGGAACAUUCGACAAAUGGUGAAGAGACUUGACUUUUAUGUUGUUUUAUUGAAUUAUGUAUUUAGUCUUGAGAACAAUAUCGAGACUUAUUUCAAUUCUAGAAAUUUACAAUUCAAAUAGUUGCACUAUAAUCUGGACAAUUUUGGGAUUUUUAGAAUCAUUUGAACCCAAUUUUUAAGGACCUUUUUGGGGUUCAAGAAGAUUUAUAGUUUUAUUCAACAUGAAAGUCGUAUCACUCCGUGAUUCCCCGAAUAGAUUAUUGAGAAAUUGAAUCUAUAUUGAGACAGAAGGGAAACGAUUAUUGAAGGGAAUUCCUUUAGUCACUCAGUCUGCGUUACAAUUUUGUUCUUUUGCAAGGUGGAUGGACACUCCAAGACAAUGUAAAAUGAAGCAAUCUAAUGAAAUUCAUACAUAUGACGUAUUAUUAAUUAUACAUGCAAUUCUACGAUCACUGCCAAUGGGCGUUACUGAUAACGUUCGAGUUUCGUUAUCUUAGACGUUUUCUCGUAUUUUUUAGCCUCCGCAAGUUCGAGAAUAUUUGCGGGCAACACCGUGAGUUGGUGAUUUGUUCAUAAUACUGCCAAGCAUCGAUUCAUUGUAUUUGUAAACGAAAAUUGAACGGAAAUUAAGAAGGAGAGACUGGAAUUUUCAUUUUUUUGCUAUUUUUGAUUGUUAAUUCAGGUGUAAAUGGGAUGCAAUUGAGAGAAGAUCAAUUUAAAGGCGUUUUCAUUUGUGGUAGACAAUUAAUUUGUUAACAAAAAAAAUAUUCUCAUUUUUUGGUGGAUUUGACGGUUUUGGAAACAUUGAUCUCUGAAUUCAUCUUCUCCUACGUCUCGACUUAAUUCCCUAGUGACGAUUCCACUCUAAUUUCAUGACUUCUGUAAUUGAAAUAAUCGGACUUCCUUAUUGGAUGUGCUUAUGGUUUAUAUCCUGGGGUUUUGUCAUUGGACCCGCCCUCUUCGGUACCGCGAAAUGUAAAUCACGUACGAACAAGACAAUUCUCCAUUAUUUUCGCAUUUAAAUUGUUUGUAAGUAGUUGAUUUCUCGUUUAUCAUUUGACUUCUCUUGGUUGAACUCAAGAUGGAGAGAAAAACAUUUUUCAUUGUUGAAUAUUGAAACUGUUUAAUUAGACAUAAUUAAGAAUGACAAUUUCAUAUCAUGGUUGAAUAUUCAUGAAAUAAUAGGAAAGAAAUGUUUUAUUUUUCUUUAAUUUCGUAGAAAAACUCAUCCAAAUUUUCUAUUUGAAAACUUUUUUCUCUUUCAGACAAGAAUAUGUUCACAUAACAAAUAUGUCAAAGGAAAAAAAAUGUCAAAAAAGUAAGAUCUCGACAAUCCCAAAAAAAACUUAAAAUGAAAUUUAAAAAUUAGGAAAGUUCGGGGAAGUGGCAACAAAAAUUAACUAAAUUAUGUUAUCAGUAUAAUUAUUUAUUAUAUACAAAGAGCGUCAAAAUUAGCCGGUGAAAAUUGACGACUGGUGCUUUGGAAUAAAUCAGACUGAAUUAUCGUUGUUAUAUUUAAUCGAAGAAAUUGGAAUUUUACGCCCGACGAUGUUUGAAAGUUCAAUCGGUUCUUGUAAUUAUUAUUUCUAUUUUGAAAUAUUAUAUGCGAUAUUUAAACUUCUGGCUGAAUAUCCCCAUGAUAAUUAAUUCAUCAAUGAGAUAAUUUUUUUUAAUUCAAUAAACAUAAUUCUUUGAAUUGUUCGUAAUAAUUAUGAUCAUGUGUUAAUCAAUAAAUUAUCUAAAUUACAUUGUAUUGUAACCAUAAUUUUAAUUUAAGGAUCUUGAUUAUAUGAAAAUUCAUUAGCCGAAAUCGACACAACUAUUUACCUUACUAGAAAUCUCAUAAAGUCUAAGGGAAAUAUAAUUUGUUUUUCUGAAAUUAAUUCAACAUGUAAUUGUCUUGGUAAUGAGUGGAUUGAAAAGGAACUGUGUCAAGAUUCGUUGAGUAUAUGAUAAAAUCUACAACACAAAAUUUUUUAUGGCAUUUUAGUCUAGAAUGACUAACUCCACAGCAAAAUGCGAUCAAGCGUUCGCCAAGAACAUUGUAAUCUACGAUCUUUAGUUCUUAUGUUGAAGAGUUCUUCGUAAAUCCAUUCCCUAGGAAAAUAACCACGUAUUUUGGUACAGAAAUAUCUAAUUCCACAGUUUCACUGGCGUCCUGCAAAACCUUAUGUAAAACAUUAAAACUUGUAUUCGUCAUUUGAUAGAUAAAAAGGCAAUGAAGUCUCUAAGAACUGGAGGCGAUAGACUGACUGGUAGGCAUGCGUUUCACUGCGUUGAUGUUUUUUUAUUGUAUAAAAUCGUAUUAUUGACAAAAAACUAUUGAAAAAACCACAAUAACUGUUCUCAUUUUAUAAACCCGACGUACAGACGGAAUGAAAUCCAAUUUGGUGUGACAUGUCAUCGGAAUCAAGUGCACUUGAUGGAAAAAAACUUGUGAAAGGGUACAGGAUUCAGUAAUGAAUUGAUUGAAGGGAUCGUUCCAUGUAUCAAGAAAAUAUAUUGAAAACUUGGGCUCAGGACGAACAGUCGAUAUUCCCAGAGAAUUUGAUCAUUGAAAAAAAUUCAAAAAUUGAAUUAUCCCUUUUUCAAAUCAAUUGUAUUACAGAAUUUUCUCAUCACAAAAUUUAUUUCAGACAAAAUGCAAAGCACCGAUCAAUAGUCUCUGAGUGUGAACUGAUUAAGUAAAUCCCGAUAAUAAACUACAAAUAAUCCUAAAACUAAUCUAAUCGACUAAUAAAUAAGCUAAUGCAUAAGUGUGAUUGCGAGAAGCACCCUCGGAAGUCCAGCCCCGACUUUUCAAUAAUCAUAUUAAUGUCAGUAACGAAGUACUGAAAUGAGAUAAGUUGACUUAACUCUGAGUCAAGUUUUUUUACGGAAUAUUACCGAAUCUAAGAGAGAUAUAAUUCUUGGUUACUCCACAAAAAAGUUGAAAAAGAAAAUUUGUUAUUUUCAAUAGUUAAACGUGACUUAUCUCUUUCUACUACUUCAGUACUGAUUUCACAUCUUAACCCUUCAUUUCAUCGCGCUCGAACAAAAAAUUAUUUCUUUUCACGACGAUUUAACGAUGAGAGUCUUAGGUGUUUUCGGAGGUACUUAAAAUCGCCGGAUCAAUUUAAUGAAUAAAGUAAAAACAAUGAAAGACUAGUUGUUUCAUGGAGAAUAAUAUUUUUCUUAUGGUUCUAUUUUAACAAAGAAACAAGAGUAAUUAAACAAAACUAAUAAACAAUUAUUAUAAUUUCAACUGUUGAUGAUGGAAUUAAAUUUUGUCGCUGAAGAUUUUCUGAGUGGAAAAUUUCCUGCGGGAAAUUUAAAAUAAAUAAAAUAAUGCGAUUGUUUGGGAACAUUAUUCACAAAGUUCAGAUGUAACGAACAGUUAUGCAUAUUUGUAGGAAAUUUGCAGGAAUUUUUCCCACGCGGAAUUUAAAAAAAUAAAAAUCUCAAGCCAGACGAUAUGAAACAAAUGUAGAUAUGAACGAAUACGAUAUUUACAUAACAAUAAUGGAUUAAUAAUCAUGAAUGAAAAUACACUAUAUGCAUAGAGUAUAUUUUCGAAUGGAAAAUAAUGAUUAAAAUGACGAAUUUUCGUAGAUGCAAAUAUUAGAGUGAAAAAAUGAGAUAAUUAAGCCGAUAAUAGUGAUAAUGAUAAUGAAAUGGUUCAUCAGGGUGUUGAAGAUUCUAACGAAUGUUGUUAUUUGGCAUUAAAUAAGGGGAUUCCCUUGGACAUUAGCAGGGAAAUGAUGGUGUGUGGCAAAACGUUUUUUUGUUAAUAUCUCGAAAAAUCGGGGAGUGCAAGAGAUUUUACCACGUUUCACUGCUGAUUUCAAUAACAAAUUGUUCCCUUAUUCCAUCUGAAAUAUAUAAAUAAUUGGGGUGACGAUGAAUUUCCCUCCGGAAACACCAGAGAAUCUCAGAUCUCAGAAACAGUAGAAGAAAAAUUGUUUGAAUUAACAACACAUUACCGAAAACAAUAAUUGUAGAUUUUGUAAUUAUUAAUAUUAUUUUUAUUUGAUAAACGGCAUCAUAUUGUAUAAUUUUCUGUAGCUCAGUGCGCAUUAUUCACUUGAUAAAAUAAUUCAGAAAGGCAAAUGAUAGGUGAUUGAUAAUCACCACGUGAUGGGAUUACAUAAAGUCCGCAUAUGAACAUUUAAUUGUACAGGAGCCGAUGGUGACUCUAGUUAUUGUAUUAUUAUAAUGAAUAAUAAUUGAUUAUGCAUGAUAAUGAAACGAUGAAAUGCUAAUAUUAUUUUUAAUUACAAUUUAAUUAAGUUUUAGUUUAAUAUUAACGAUGAAAAUACACGUACACGUUACACAAAUGGUUGAUGAACUAGACACAUUUGUAUUUAAGUGGCAUAAUAGGUGGGUGAAGAGUUCAGAGGGAUAAUGAAUAAUGAUUAUUGAUUAUUAAAAGAAUAAUAAAGUGGAGUGAAGUAAGGAACUAACGAUUCUUAGUCGAGUUUGUGUUGUAUUUUAGUCUUAAUUGAUGAAAGAAGAUGAUUUCAAACAUUUUCUAGUAUAACUAUUAUAUCAUUUUUUAAAUAAAAUAAUAGUUUAUAUGAAACACUGGAUGAAAAAUUUAUCUAGAUUGUUUUUUAUUUGAUUCUCGACAAAACAAUUAUGCGAUGAUUUUCGGUAGAUCCAUUAUUUAUUGAAUUAAUCGCCGAACAUUCGUCUUGUUUUAUCAAUUAACUACUGAUUCCCCAUUUUUUUAAUGAGACAUUCUAAAUGGAGUAUGAUUGUAUCUUUAUUGUUGAAAUCAAUGAUCGAUUUCAUGAUAAUUAUUAAUAUUGGACGGUGCAAUAUUUACAAAUAUAAUUAACUUAUUAACUUCACAUUUUGAUACCCAACAUUGAGGGGGUAGGGGCAGAGGAGGAUUGAAUGAGAGAUCAUGGGCUGAUGAAAAUCAUUGAGAAAAAUUGAAUAAAUUAUGGUAAUCAAUGGAUUAAUAUCGUGAGAGUACCGCGUCGUUGGAGGAUAGAAUUAGUCAGUGAAGGUUUUGUCUAUUGUAUAAUAUUUAUAUUUCCACUCUUUCUUUCCUCUUUUUUUCACAAAGAAACAAGCAACUCAUGAUCUAUGCUGCUAUGUAUUGAUAAUAUGUUACAAUAUUACAGUAAAACUUUCAGCAAAUACAUAAAUGCUCUUUUUAUUUAGA